AUGUCAAAUGUUGGUGAUGGCCUCAUUGGGAAAAUUGAUAGUUUGAAACUUGAUGAUGCUGUUCCUAUUGUUCCGAAUGUUUUAAAAAAACCAAAGAAGAAACCAAAACCAGUCUUACAAAAACCGCCAGAUAGAAAGCCACGGAAACAACUAAGACCAUUGUAUACUUACAAUCGCCCAACAGCCAAGCUAAACAAGGAAUUACUCCUUUUUAACCUCAAGCAUGCUUGGAAAAAACAACGCCAAAAGAGAUCCAGUACCCUCAGAUACCCAUCUAUGAAAGAAUAUAUCUCAGAAAUUAGUUGGUGUGCUUAUUUGGAUGACUUAUUCGAGACCUUCCCCUCAGAAAAUGUUGUAUUUAGCUGGACCAAUCAUACUCCUGAUAGUAAGAAGGAAAAAGACGUUAGCCAUGAGGAUUUGGGUGGCGAGGUAUGUUAUACGGCAACAUUUGAUUACCAAAAGGAAAUGAACACCAUACUUUCGAAAUCAGAGAGAAAAAUUCAGAGAUCACCUUUUGCAAAGGGGCAAACUUUCAUUUUAAAUGACGGUACAAGGGCUUUUUGGUGCGGGUAUGCGGAAAGCGUUGACUUGGUGGAUUUUAAUGGAAGGACUCUUGGGAAAAAUGAUGAUAUUGAAUUUGAAAAGAUUGCGGAUAUCGUGGUGCUUAUCAUGAUUUAUCCUUGGGAAGUGAAACAAUUACCAAAAUCAUUACCGAUGCAUACAUUAAACGUUUUACCAUGCAGUGCCACGGCCACGAGAAUCUUGCGAGGGUUGACUAAAUUGUCUAAUAAAGAGUUUAUCAGUAUGCUCUUGGGCCAAACCCCAAUUACCCAAAUUGCACCGAAUACCGCUAAUUUUGUGGCCCAGUACACAGAAAAAUCACCUAAUCCAUCGCAAAAGAUCGCCAUUGGAUCGAUCUUGGCAAACUCCAUUACGGUCUUGCAAGGGCCUCCAGGCACCGGGAAAACCGCAACGAUUGUGGAAACCAUCUUUCAACUUCUUGCACAGCCAAGAAAGUUAAAUGGUCCGAUUGUGGUGGUGGCGCAUUCCAAUAUUGCCAUUGAUAAUAUUGCCGAGAAGUUGCUUGAGAUUGGGCAACUGUUUGAGCAGUUUGGGCAUCUUAAGGACACGAUUCUCCGGAUCGUGUCAGCGGCCAGGGUUAAUGAUUAUUCUGAUGAGGGAGAGAAUCCGCAUCCAUUGGGGAAAAUCACUCUUCAUCAUAAAGUUUAUGAGGAACUUUCUAUUGCAUUAAAAGCGGUGGAGCGGGCGUUGAGGGACCAAAAUCCUAAUGGGUUUGACAAACGGGAUUUUCAGGAACUUUUUGCAGCCAAAGGAUCAAUAAUUAAGAGGCUUAUGGGGGAGUUCAAAGUGGUGUUGACUACCACCGUUGGCUCGGGAUGUUGUGCCCUCCAACACCCCAAGGAAAUCCCGGUGGUGAUCAUGGACGAGGCCACCCAAUCUUCCGAGCCCAGCACCAUUAUCCCAUUAUCGCUUCAAAGUGUUGAGAAAUUCGUGCUCGUUGGCGAUCACAAGCAAUUGAAUUUCUAUUCCGAUAUUGAGGUGUUGGAGUACUCGUUGUUUGAAAGGGUAAUUGAGAAUGGCACGUAUGAGCGGGCGCACAUGUUGGAUACUCAAUAUCGUAUGCAUACGUAUAUUUCUGCAUUUCCUAGAGAUCGGUUCCACAAUGGGUUGCUUCAGGAUGGGGUGACGGUUGGACAAAGAUCGAUAAAGGGGAUUGAUAAGCCGCUUUUGUUUUGGGAUACCAGGGGAAGAAGCCAUGAGAGUCGAGAAAAAGAUUUCAUUGUGUUUUCUUGUGUUCGUUCGAACGAUCAUAGUAAAGUGGGGUUUGUUAGUGAUAGACGGAGAAUGAAUGUGGCAUUGACCAGAGCGAAAUAUGGGUUGAUAUCGGUGGGUGAUUUGUGGUGCUUGACAGCAGGAUCGUUAGAUUGGAGAGAUUAUUUAAGUAAUCUAAAAAAGCAAAAGUUCGUUCAUGAAGGGAAAAAGUUCAAGUAUUGA
This is a messenger RNA of Saccharomycopsis crataegensis, 2016 nucleotides long. RefSeq lists its product as uncharacterized. Gene Ontology annotation, molecular function: RNA helicase activity. Bases 1 to 2016 code for a protein of 671 amino acids. The transcript is spliced from 2 exons. The record is from RefSeq and is a predicted model, not a curated record. Gene Ontology annotation, biological process: nuclear-transcribed mRNA catabolic process, nonsense-mediated decay. Gene Ontology annotation, cellular component: cytoplasm. Lineage: Eukaryota; Fungi; Ascomycota; Saccharomycetes; Ascoideales; Saccharomycopsidaceae.